Pneumocystis carinii B80 is the source of this 1070-nucleotide messenger RNA. RefSeq lists its product as hypothetical. The record is from RefSeq and is a predicted model, not a curated record. The transcript has 6 exons. Gene Ontology annotation, molecular function: fatty acid elongase activity. Gene Ontology annotation, cellular component: endoplasmic reticulum membrane. The coding region runs from base 47 to 1024 and encodes 325 amino acids. NCBI's taxonomy places the organism in Eukaryota, Fungi, Ascomycota, Pneumocystomycetes, Pneumocystales, Pneumocystaceae. Gene Ontology annotation, biological process: fatty acid elongation, saturated fatty acid; sphingolipid biosynthetic process; very long-chain fatty acid biosynthetic process.
ACGUACUAUUUACGUUAAAUAUCUAUAAAAUUGAGAAAUAAACUCAAUGAUAUCUAUUGAGCGUCCAUUUGGUAUUUAUCUUUGGUCUAUAUUUUCAAAGAUAUGGGAAAAAAGUCUUGGAUAUCCAGUUGAAAGAUUUGAGUUUGUUGCGGGAGAAACCUAUCUUUCAAAAUGGAUACAUGUUAUUGGGAUAAUUUUGGUAUAUUAUGUGGUAAUUCUUGUUGGAAAAUGGGUUAUGAGUUUUUUUUCGGCGAUAAAAUUGAAUAUGUUAUGGAAAAUCCAUAAUUUAUUUUUGAGUGUUAUAUCAGGGUUUUUUUUUCUUCUUCUUUUUGAGCAAAUGUUUCCUAUUAUAUGGAAACAUGGGGUAUAUUAUUCAAUAUGUAAUCCGAAAUCCUGGACGCAACGAGUUGUAACGAUUUAUUAUAUCAAUUAUUUGAUUAAGUAUAUUGAAUUACUAGAUACAGUAUUUUUGUUUUUAAACAAAAAGCCAUUGCAAUUUCUUCAUUGUUAUCAUCAUGGGGCUACAGUUUUUUUAUGUUUUACUCAAUUGAUUGGUCAAACUCCAGUAUCAUAUGUUCCAAUCUUUUUAAAUUUAGGUGUUCAUAUAGUAAUGUAUUAUUAUUAUUUUCUUUGUGCUUGUGGUAUUAAACUGUGGUGGAAGAAAUGGGUAACUCGUAUUCAAAUAAUUCAAUUUAUUUUUGAUCUAUUUUUUGUUUAUUUUGCAACAUAUACAUAUUUUGCAUAUACUUAUCUUCCUUUUUUGCCAAACUUUGGAGAUUGUGCUGGAAAAGAAUUUGCCGCUUUAAUUGGGUGCUUUUUAUUAUCAUCUUAUCUUUUUUUGUUUAUUGGUUUUUAUCUAGCAACUUACAAAUCUAAAGAAGGAAGAACAAUUCAUAAAGAUAUAAAUAAAAAUAUUCAAAAUUCUAAACUUAAUGAUAUUAACUUUAAGGAUUUAAGUAAUAAGGUUGCAAAUUCUACUGGUAUAAAUAGUAUAGGAAUGACAACACGCUCCAGAAGAAUUUAAAUAUAUCUAUUUAAAUAAAAUUUCAAAUAUUUAUAUAAUAUAAAUA